CCGGCGGGCGGGGAGGGAAGAACUGGGGGUCCUGCCCGCUGCCCGGUGGAGCUGUGGGAGGAGGGCGGGAGGUGCCUGGGGUAACCCUGGAAGCGGGGGUGGAACGCGGGGAAAGGCGCUGGAUCCCGGUGCAGCCGCGGGAAAGGCACCGCCGCCCCCUCCCGAGCCCCGUGAGCUGCGCCGGGGUUGGGGCGGGAGAGCCCCGCGGAGCCCCGGGGGGAGGCGGGCGCGGCCCUGCACCGGCGGCUCCCGCUCUGGACUCAAUCCCGCGCCCCGAUCCCGGGUUUUCCCGGGCGCUGGCGCCCUGCGGGAAUGUCUCGUCCCUCUAAAUCCGCCUGGCUGACCGGGCACUCGCGAUCCUGCCAGAUAAGGGCUGUGGGUCUCUAUCUCCUCGUCCGGUCGCCAUGGUUGCAUCGCAAGUACUCAGCUGCGCCUGGCUACAGAAAUUUGGCGGUCUUGUUGAAGAAUGGAGGUUUCCUGCUUGCCGGAAUUCAGUUGUGCGAUGCGCCUGGUAUGUGCCAUGUCUAGCUUCACAUGAGACCCUCCAAGAAUUAUGUAGGAAGGAAAAUCUCACAUGUAAAUCCAUUGGAAUCACCAACAGGAGUCUAAAGAGUUAUGAGGUGGAAUAUUUGUGUGACUACAAGGUAGAAGAGGGCAAAGCAUACUAUCUUGUGAAAUGGAAAGGAUGGCCAGAAUCUUCAAAUACUUGGGAACCUCGGAAGCAUCUGAACUGCCCUCUGCUUAUUCAGAACUUUCUUAGAGACAAGAAUGAGUACUUGUCUCGGGGGAGAGGAGGCAAAGCAAUGAAACUGAGAAACCACGUUAAAACUCUGAAACCUGCAAUUGCAGAUUAUGUUGUAAAGAAGGCUAAACAAAGAAUAGCUCUGCAGAGGUGGACGGAAGAACUCAACAGGAAAAAGAAUCACAAAGCAAUGAUUCUGGUAGAAAACACCGUGGAUCUUGAAGGGCCUCCUUUAGACUUCUACUACAUCAAUGAGUAUAAACCUGCUCCAGGAAUAAAUGUGCUCAAUGGAAUAACAACUGGCUGUGAAUGUGCUGACUGCCCUGCUGAGAAGUGCUGUCCAAAGGAGGCUGGCUUUAUUUUGGCUUACAAUAAACGUAAGAAAUUGAAAAUCCAGCCUGGCUUGCCCAUCUAUGAGUGCAAUUCAUAUUGUAGGUGUGGGCCUGACUGCCCCAAUAGGAUUGUGCAGAAAGGGACCCCAUAUUCCCUCUGCAUCUUCAGAACCAACAAUGGCCGUGGCUGGGGAGUAAAAACCCUCCAGAAAAUUAAAACCAACAGUUUUGUGAUGGAGUAUGUUGGAGAGGUGAUUACAAGUGAGGAAGCAGAGAGGCGAGGCCAGUUCUAUGACAACCAGGGAAAUACAUACUUGUUUGAUUUGGACUAUGACUCAGAUGAAUUUACAGUAGAUGCAGCUCGAUAUGGAAAUGUGUCCCACUUUGUCAACCACAGUUGUGAUCCAAAUCUUCAAGUCUUCAAUGUGUUCAUUGAUAACCUCGACUUGCGUCUUCCCCGAAUAGCGCUGUUCUCUACCCGGACCAUCAAGGCUGGAGAAGAGCUGACCUUUGACUAUCAGAUGAAAGGUUCAAUAGAUCUGACUUCAGACUCUGCUGAAGGUCUUAGCCCAUCCAAAAAGAGCAUCAGAACUGUCUGUAAAUGUGGAGCCAUGUGUUGCAGAGGUUAUCUCAACUGAGUUUGGGUAUCCAAAGUCACUAAUAUUUUGUUCUUUUUUUUAAUGUGUUUUAAGAAGACUCUUCUUUCACACAUAUAUUCAAGUAUUCUUACAUCUAAUCUAAAUAAGGAUGAUGAAAACAAGGUAUUGUUUGUGAUUGAAAUGGCAUUGGCCAAAGAAAGAGAUUGUAGUGUUUCAAGCCAAUACAGAACUGCUAAAGGGGAUUAAAAUUCUAGAGCAGUUGUUUAGGAAGCCGUAAAAUGGAUGCAAAGAAAACUAAAAUGUACCUUGAUUUGAAUAUUCCUAGAAUCAUAGAAUGAUCUGGAUUGGAAAGGACCCUCAAGGGUCAUCAUGUCCAACUCUUAACCCUGCACAGGACACCCCCAGGAGUCACCCCCUGCGCCUGAGAGGUCCAAACACUUCUUGAACUCUGCCAGGCUCAGUGCUGUGACCACUGCCCUGGGGAGCCUCUUCCAGUGCCCAACCACCCUCUGGGUGAAAAACCUUUUCCUAAUAUCCAAUCUAAACCUCCUGUGACUCAGCUUCAAGCUACGUGUUUUCUAUACCUUGAGAAGUCAGGAGGCAUUUGAUUUGAAUUCCAAAUCCUAGUUGACAAUUCUUUUGCUUUUUUGUUAUAUAAAGAAAAGCUUGAAGAUCUUAGCAAUAACAUUUAUGGCACGAGGGUGAGGGAUUAAGGAGAGCCAAUGUGUAAAUAAAGGUUCACAGGAGUGCAAAUUGUAAAAUGUCCAUGGAAUUCCAUGCAAAGGAAGUAAUUGCAGAAAGAAAAUUAGAGAGGCCAAAGCUUCAUUAAAACUUAACCUGGCCACUUCUUUAAAGGAUAGUAAAAAUGUUUUUAUAAAUACAUGAAUAGCAAAAGGAGGGGCAAGGAAAACCUCCAUUCUUUGUUGGACACAGUGAGGGAAUAUGGCUACCAAAGAUGAGGACAAAGCUGAGGUACUUAACUUACACCUUCUUUGCCUCAGUUUUCAGCAUUAGGACAGUUGUUCUGUGCUCAGGACAACUGGUCUCCUGAGCUGGAGUAGAAUAUUCCCCCUGUAAUCCAGGAGGAGGCAGUCAGAGGCUUGCUGAGUCACUUAGAUGCUCAUAACUCCAUGGAUCCAUCCUUGGGUGAUGAGGGAGCUGCAGAUGAGCUCACCAAGCCACUCCAUCAUGUUCCUGGGGAAAAGGAGGCUCAGGGCUGACCUCAUCUCUCUCCACAACUUCCUGACAGGAGGCUGUAGCCAGGUGAGGGUCAGUCUCCCAGGGACCCAGCAAUAGGACAAGGAGACACAGUCUCCAGGUGUGCUGGGGGGUGGUUAGGUUGGAAAUUAGGAAAGAUUUCUUCACAGAAGGGGUGAUAGGACACUGGAAUGGGCUGCUCAGAGAGCAGCAUCCUGAAGGUGUUUUAAAAAAGGGUGGAUGUGGCACUCAGUGCCAUGGUCUGGUUGACAAGAUGGUGUUUGGUUAUAGGUUGGACUUGAUGAUCUCAAAAGCCUUUUCCAGCCUGAUUCUGUGAUUCUGUAAUUGGUAUUAACAGAUCCCAAGUGUAAAACUUGAACUUCUUAGCUGAUGUUAUGUAGAAUGUUCUCAGUUAUGCUCUGAUUUUUAGUUAGGAUUCUAUAGGAGGACUGCAGUUCCACAGAGCAUUUGUAAAUAUGGAAUUGUCAGAAGUAACAUUUGCUGUUUGUUUUCAUUACAGAAAUUUGGCAGUCAUGGCUGAAAUAAGUUGCUGGCUACAGUUUGGAAAUAGAUAGCAGAAGGUUAAGGAGAGCAGCCCAUUGUCUAACAAAGCCAGUGCAGUGUGGAGAUAUGGUCUGUUAUCUGUUAGGUGCAAAAGACCCUUGGGAUUGAUGUAUAUUCACAACUGGUUUUGGUUAAACUUUUACAUACUGUGUCUUUUUUACCUAGUGACAGACUUCUAAGAUAGUAGGCUUGUAUUUUCUGGUUGCAAAAAUGCUAACUUCAGUGAAGUUAGACUAGGGGUGAGUAUACCCAUUUGCUGUAGACAUUUGUAAGAUGUUCUUGAAUGUAAAGGCUGAGAAAUGUGCUGUUCUUCAGCUGCUCGAGUCAUCUUUUGUUUUCCUGAUCAUCUUAAAGUUGUCUCAAUCUAUUCAUAACAUAUGCUAAGUUUUGCUUGGCUUCAGAACCACUGAAGAGCAGUUGAGGUGGGUGAUGAGUGGAGUUACAGCCAAGGUCCAUGCUCUAGGAAUGAUCCACACACUUUUUUCUCAUGGAUUCAGAGCUUGUAAAACUUGCAUAUUGCUUACCAGUCAUGUAAAUGUUGACAGGGUCAGGCAGAAUAAUGUUGCUCCAUAAGUGGAUGCUCCAUAGCUGGAUGUAUCAUAGGUCAGCUAGUUACCUUUAUAAGGUGCACAGCUGGUGGCUCAGGUGAAUGAAGUCAAGUACCGAGCAUGUAACUGUUUACUUAAUUUGUUAGAAAAUGCCUUAAAUUUCAUGUUAAUUGUCAGCACUUCAAAAGGAACAUUUCAAGGUUGUUUCUUAAGAAGCACAGUUGCAUUUGUACUGAAGAUCUGGCUCUUUGGUAGCAAAUGAUAUUUUAUAUGCUACUAGCCAAAAUCAGUUUUACACUUUUGGUGAAGAGCAUGGGCUGCUGGAAAUGCUGUGUGAGUUUUGUAAUCUACAAUACAGAGAUACACGUUGAAAUAGAGACUUUAUAUUGCUUAAUGAAUAGGAGGAAGUUUGCUUAGAUUUAAAAGUAUUUGAUGUGAUCAGGCUAACCUGUAUCCAGAUGAUAAAUGCUGAAUCUCGUCAGUUUUUAUCAUGCCAUAUCUCUAAUGAAUUUUUAUUUUCAAUUUAAAGUUUUAAGUGGAAUGUGGAGCUUUAACGUCAGCAAACUGCAGAUGAUCUUGCAUCGUUUGGAGUCGUUAGCGCUUUCCCUUGCAUGUCGCUCAGAUGAGCAGUGCGUUCCAUGGGAUGGAAUGUGCAGGCUCCAGCCCUUAACCCGCGCUGUCCCUGCAGGGUGGAGGCUGCGCAGGGCGUGCAUUCCCUCCUCCAGCCCCGCCUGUGCCGCGGGCACGGGGCAGGCCCAGGCUCUGUCUCCCCCAUGCCCAGUCUGAUUUAAAUAUUGCAAAGAGAUGCAUUUUAGAAGGUAACAGCUGUGGCAGUUGUACUGGAGUGCGGUACUGCCUUUUCCAGAGGCACAGAAUGUUAUCACCAGCACUGGAAUAACGCUGCUGUUUGUCAAGGAUACAUGUGUUAUCUUCUGCCAUAAAUAAAGAACUGUUCAUUUGUGUUCUGGGAGGUAGCAGUAUUUUGUAUUUAUUUGAAGGAAACCCAUGGAUCCAGUUUCCAACAGAAGAGCCUUGAACAGUAUUUUAUAUUUAUGUAUUCACAGUGUAUUUGGAUUGCAGUUAAUGAAUUACCUUAAUGGGACAUUGUGUCACUUUUAAAACUCCUUUUACUGUUUUUAUGAGUUUGGCAGAAAAUUGCCAAAUUGGAAAUGGAGAAAUAGCUGUUUUCAAUUUCAUAGGGAAGCUAAACCAGCCCAGCUUCUGCCUUUGUUUUGCUUUGUGGUCCUUUGGCAUCGUCAUGGUCACCAAUUCAGUCGUGUGUGUGCACUUCUGCCCUGCCCUCCAGCUGGUCUUUUUUUGUUGGUUCUAUUUUUUGUAGCAAAACUAAAGCUGCAAGAUCACCUGUAAGAAAAGCUAUUGUCUAUUUAUUUAAUCUCCAAGUUAAGUCAAUCUUUUGAUUAUUUUUUAAUGUAUGUUUUAGGAACUGUAUUAGAAUAUGCAGUUUGUAAGC
Molecule: messenger RNA, 5453 nt
Organism: Zonotrichia leucophrys gambelii
Lineage: Eukaryota; Metazoa; Chordata; Aves; Passeriformes; Passerellidae
Gene: SUV39H2
Product: SUV39H2 histone lysine methyltransferase
Exons: 6
Coding region: 405-1712 (435 amino acids)
Cellular component (GO): nucleus
Molecular function (GO): histone H3K9 methyltransferase activity; protein binding; zinc ion binding
Source: RefSeq, a predicted model, not a curated record